CGCAAGCUCCUGCUCCCUCCUCCCGCAGCAAAAGGCCUCGCAAGUUAACACAGGGAUGUUCGCGUUCGCCACUCUCGUCGCCCUCGCCUCCGCGGCGCUCCCGCAGGUCUUCGCCCACGGCGGUGUGCUCUCGUACAAGAUCGAGGGCGAGAUCUUCCAGGGCUGGGCUCCGUACAACUCGCCCACUGGUCAGACUACGAUCCAGCGCCCGUGGUCGUCCUACAACCCGAUCACCAACCCGACUGACCCCACUCUCGCCUGCAAUGAUGACGGUACCUCCGGCGCGCUCCAGCUUACCACGACGACCAAGGCUGGCGACCCCAUCACUGCGUACUGGAACCAGGUCUGGCCUCACGCUUACGGCCCCAUGUUGACCUACCUCGCCCAGUGCCCGGGCUCGACCUGCACUGGCGUGAACGCCAACACUCUCAAGUGGUUCAAGAUCGAUGAGGCCGGCCUGCUCAGCGGCACCGUCGGCGACGGCUACUGGGGCUCAGGCAAGAUGAUCGACCAGAACUCGUCCUGGACGACGACGAUCCCGGCCUCGGUCCCCUCGGGCAACUACCUCAUCCGCUUCGAGACGAUCGCGCUGCACUCGCUCCCCGCGCAGUUCUACCCCGAGUGCGCGCAGAUCCAGAUCACCGGCGGCGGCUCGCUCCAGCCCACGACCGACGAGCUCGUGUCGUUCCCCGGGGCGUACUCGGCCUCUGACCCUGGUCUGACUGUCGACCUCUACACGAACGAGGCGAUGACCCAGACGAACUACACCAUCCCCGGACCCCCUCUCUACGGCAGCGGCACUGGGUCCCCUGCUCCCCCUCCUGCUUCCACGACUGCCGUCCCCACCACUGUCCCUGUCGGCCCUUCGAGCACUAGCGCGCCCCCGACCCAGUCUUCCGCACCCGUCGGCACCGUCGCUCAGUACGGUCAGUGCGGCGGCCAAGGCUACUCCGGUGCGACCGCGUGCAUUGCGUCCUACACUUGCCAGGCCCUGAACGCUUACUACUCUCAAUGCUUGUGAUCCCCCACCCCGUGCAUAGUCACCAUUAUCCCCCUCAUAGCCCGAAGAAGGUGCGGGGCUGGUCGCGGCACGAAGACCGGGCGAAGGCGCUCGGGGGGAGUAUGGCGGUCAGCCUGCUUUUCUGGAUUGUGUAUUCCCGUAGACUUCACGGUGUGCAUGUGUAGCAAACGAUACGGUCAUUGAACUUCCUUUACAUCUC
This is a messenger RNA of Dichomitus squalens LYAD-421 SS1, 1220 nucleotides long. RefSeq lists its product as uncharacterized. The coding region runs from base 56 to 1021 and encodes 321 amino acids. The record is from RefSeq and is a predicted model, not a curated record. Gene Ontology annotation, cellular component: extracellular region. Gene Ontology annotation, molecular function: cellulose binding. Lineage: Eukaryota; Fungi; Basidiomycota; Agaricomycetes; Polyporales; Polyporaceae. The transcript is spliced from 7 exons. Gene Ontology annotation, biological process: carbohydrate metabolic process.